CAAACUGCUUCUACAAACAUUUGUAAAAGACUGUGCAAUAAGUCCAUCCGUGAAAUUUCCUUGCUACUAAAUAUUCCACGGUCAACUGUUAGUGGUAUUAUAACAAAGUGGAAGCAACUGGGAACAACAGCAACUCAGCCACAAAGUGGUAGGCCACGUAAAAUGACAGAGCGGGGUCAGCGCAUGCUGAGCACACAAUGCACAGAAGUCGCCAACAGUCACUUCAUGAAAUGGAUUUCCAAAGCCGAGCAGCUGCAUCCAAGCCUUACAUCACCAAGUGCAAUGCAACGUGUUGGAUGCAGUGGG
Molecule: messenger RNA, 306 nt
Organism: Staurois parvus
Lineage: Eukaryota; Metazoa; Chordata; Amphibia; Anura; Ranidae
Source: the annotation of a GenBank genome assembly